Molecule: messenger RNA, 5036 nt
Organism: Nezara viridula (southern green stink bug)
Lineage: Eukaryota; Metazoa; Arthropoda; Insecta; Hemiptera; Pentatomidae
Source: the annotation of a GenBank genome assembly
CUUCAGUACUGGGAAAGGACCAGUAUUUGAGUGAAAAGAUAUGGCUUGUGGGCUCUCGAUCCUGUGCAGGGGGUCAGCAGAAGAGAGACUUAGGUGGGUAUUCAAGUUGUAUGAUCUGAACGGAGAUGGUAGAGUAAGCAGGGAAGAAAUGGCUGAAGUAGUUUCUGCGGUCUAUGGUCUCUUGGGCCAUGGGCCUCACCCACCUCACCAAUAUCUCAAUACCAGGCUAGAUACCAUUUUUCAGAAAAUGGAUCGCAAUAAAGAUGGAGUUGUUACUCUGGAUGAGUUCCUAGAAUCAUGUUUGGAAGAUGCCUCGAUAACAAACUCUUUGGCUGCAUUUGACUCAAUUAUUUGAAUCAAAAUGUUUAACAGAUGUGUGCAUCUUAAGAACAGUUUGUCAUUGUCUCAAUCAUAAAGGAUGAUUGCCAUUCUCAAAGAAGUUAACCUAAAGACAUUUUUCCUUAUCAUAUGAAAAUGAUUGUGGUUUGACUUACAUAUUCGACAUGUAUGUCAAAUGUUUGCUCUUUUUCGAGGGAAUUUAGGUAUAUUAAGAAGAGAUUUAAGUGAUUGGUGAUUGAAUGCCAUCAGUAAACUAUGAUUGGAUUGCUCACAUGCUCAUUUUUUUAUAACAUAAAAUUUUCAUAGAUUUUUUGUUUAUUUAAUUUCAAAUCCUGGAUUGUCUAAAAGUAAUCAUUUGAGUUAAGUAUUUUAAGCUUUUUCAAUUUAUAAUUAUGGCCAUACUACAAUGAGCCCAACAUUUUCAUUCACAGCCGUCCAUAGUAUUGGAGGUAUUAAGAACAAUCAUUUAAUAAGAAAAGUAGUUCAUUUAGUGUAUCAAAAGGAAUUUAAGGUUUUGUGGGGAAUAAUAAUCUUUUCAUAAUUGAUCAAGUCAGACUUGUAGGGCUGUGAAUCAAUUUCCGGCCAUUACAAACUCUGAAAUUUCUUGUCCUAUUAAAUUGACAAAUCUUUUUUUUUUAUUUCCUAAGAUCUUAAAAAAAAUAUGUGAAAUAAUUUAGGCCUAUUUUAAAUGUAUGUACAUUGUAUAAUUAAUUGUUGUUUUUUUUUGUAAACCAAAUUCUAAAAUUGAAGAUGUUAUAAGCUCUCAAUAUUGAAUGUAAACCGAAGUAUUCAUAGAAUACUUUUUUAGGUGUCUAGGUGAAGUGUAUUAUAAGUGUUUAUAUAGAUUGUGUAUAUCCUUUAAACAUUGAAAAUAAAAUAUAUAUAUAUAUACAUAGAAAGAAAGAAAACAACACAUGAGACAUGUAAACAAUACAGGAGUUAGUUGUAAUUAGAAAUGUCUAUAGAUUAGUUAAUUAAAUCAGUGACUUAACUUUUUCUCAGAGUAAAUUUUUAAUUUAUAUAAUUCAAAAAUUUUUUUUUUAAAUGAUCAAUUCACUUAUCUAGUGGAAUCCUAAUUAUCCUUUUUUUUUUUUGUGAACAAUUUUUUGUUUUCACUUAAUUAAAUGUUUUGUAUAAAAUUAAACUUACUGUCAGCUGUUUUUAAUUGAUUGUAAAGAAUUUGUAGCUCCAUAUUAUAUGCAUACAUAUACACAUAAUAUGCUUUUAAUUUCUCACGUGUUAUGUUUAGCAAGCAGUAUUAAAAAUUUCAACUAAUUCCAAGAAAGAAAAUGAUUGAGAAUUGCUUUCAACUAAUUAAGUAGCAAUAUAAAAAUAAAUUGAUAAAAAAAAAUUUACCAUACUAUAAAUAUCAUAAUUUUUUUUCAAUUUUAAAUGCAGCAGAAAUUUAAAGAUUUCCAAAUCAAAAUUUUCCUUGUGAUCAAUAUUUCCUGUAGCAGAACUCGAGAAAUAAUCUCAUUAAAUUGUCUAAUUUAUUUAUUUGUUACAUUAUAAUAUUUUUUCACUAUUAUGUUAGUGUGAUAAUUGAGAUCUUAAAUUGAUUACCUAACUCAUUAAAACAUUCAGUUUAUAAAAUUUAAGUUUGUCACUUAUAAAAGAUUUGUGUAUUGAAAAAGAUCUUUCAAAAUUAACAGACGUGACUAAGCAUAGCUUGUGUCCCCAGGGAGUUUUCAUGGUUGCACCAUCACAGUUUUUGAGAGGGGAGUAUAUUUUGAUGGGAUUUUGAAUUUUUAAGGGAGUUGCAUUUCGAGGGAGCUAUGAAUUUUCGGAUUGAAAAGUUUCAAACAAAGGGAAUAUAUGGAACAAACCUUAGCAAGUGUAAUUGUAUAUGAUUUAUGGUACUUUAAUUUCGAAUGUUUUAAGAAGAGGUGAUCAAGAAAAUAUCUUCAGGAGGGGAAGGUGGAGAUUCAUGCGCCAUUGACCUUCAGGGGAGGGGAAGGGCAUCUCUGGCUUGUGUAAUAAUGUUUUUAAGAUAAACUUGAUGAGUCAUGUGUUUUAGUAACAACUGCAAAUUAAAAUUUCUUCAAACAAUCAAUCUUAUUGGUCUAGGGAAAAAAAUGAGUUUACCAAGGCUCUAAUAACUUUGCUGAUAAUACAUUAUAGAAAUGUUACUGACAUUUAUCAAAUUCUUGCUUUGGAAAAUGUCAAUAACGUUUGUAUAAUUUAUCUAAUUCAUUGAAAAUGUUAAUAACAUUUCACUGUUGACUAGUGUAAAAAGUAGGAAUCAAAGUGUUUAGUAACAAAAAUUUUACCAACAUUUUUGUUUAAAAAAAUGGUUAAUAGAAAUGUUAAUAACAUUUUACUAUUGACUGGAGUAUAAAAUAGGUAUUAAAAUGUUAAGAUUUAAUUAAUAACGUUGGUGGUAACAUUUCAGGGCAAACCCAUCUUUAUAUUGCACUUUUUAUUUUAUAGAGGAAUAAUUUAUAAACUGCGAGAGUAUUUAGGUUAACGUGAAAUUUAAAACUUUAGUAUGAAAUACUGUAAAUACUGAAAAACUAUUGUGUGAAAAUUUUUUUUACAAAAAGUUAGGUAAAAUAUCAAAUGGAUAUCAACAUAAAAUUCACAGAUAUGCCUACACAUGGAUUAACAUUUCUAGACUUAUUUGCUGCAAUUUUUUAUAUAGUGAAAAAUUAAAAUAGGUUCAUGACACAUUCUUUAAUAAUUUUUAUGAUAUUUAUUUUGUUAGUUUUUAAGAUUUAUGACAUGAUUUAUUUGUCAAGAACCAUAUUCUAUUUCUAGCACCAACAUUGUAAACAAUAUUUAUUGUAAAAACUAUAAAAUGAAAAAUGCACAAAGACAAACUUUAAUCGCUCAUAUAAGACAUAAAACAUAUAGACUAACUAGUUAUUAUCAAUUGUGUGAUGUUAAUUAUAGUUGUUUUAUAUUUUAUAAACUGUCUAAAUCAAAUGUAAAAAAAAAAUUAAAUAUUUUUUCUUUUCUUUUUUUUAUGUGAUGUUUACAAUGAGAUAAAGAUAAGACAUGAUGAUAAUUAAUAAAAAAAAAUUUAUAUAUUUUGUGUAUAUAUUUGUGCCAAAACUAGAGGUAAAAGAAAAAUUAUGAAAAAAAAUGUAUGACUAAAAAUAUAUUGGAAUGUACAUUGGGUCCAAUUAGUCAUUUCCCUACAGAAUUGAGAGCUUAUCUGCCGUAAAAUUCAGGACCUUUUAGUUUUGAAAAAUAACCGAACCACUUUACGUGACAUAAUCAUAUCUGAAACGUUCAUAUAUCACAGAAUAAAACUAUUGUAUUUUCUCAGUAAUCAAUUCUUUGUAUUAGCAAUUUACAUGAACUGUCUGUUAAGAUUUAACCCAAGAGAACUCGCUACAAAAGUCACAACUUGAGUACUCGAACAUGUAAAAUUCAAUCUUAUAUUAAAUAUAUUUACCAAUUUGUAAAAAAAAAGUUUUUAUUAGCUAGUUAACUAGAAAUAAAUUAUCUGUCUAUACCUUUGAAACCACAUUUAUUUUAUUUUCUGAUUAGAAUCUUUAGUCAUAUAAACAACAAAGAUUUUUCCUUAUGAGACUUCUAUUUGAAAGUGUUUUUUCUUUCAAGAGUUUUAAUAAGCAAAUAUUUCCACAAAAUAUUUCACCUAGCUGAACACUACAGAAUCGUGUUUUAAAAGAAAUUUUUCUAUUCAGGUCAUUUCAUUUCUGGUACACACAUUCACCAUAUGUUAGUUACUUUUCCAUGGAUGUAAUCAAAUUUUAUGAAUCUUCUAGUGCUUUCUUGGAAAUAGGCAAUCCCCAAGAUUGUAGAAUAUUCAAUCAUAUUAUCUUUAAACAGAGGUCUAAAACGGUUUUUCAUAUCUUUGUUUUUUUUAUAUCUUUUCUAUUACAAAUAUAAAACAUUAUUUGGAUAAGGAAAGAUUUUCCAAGUAAAAGCUCAAGGUCGCUGAAAGUAGUUUGGAUUUAAGAAAGUUUGAUGUGUUGUGGUAGGAACAUUCAUGUACUGCAAAUUAUCUUCUAAAGUUCUUUUUAAGAUUUUCUUUUCUUUUUUUUUUUUAACUCUUAUUUAUUCUUAAGAUCAAAAUUAGAUAGCUGAACAAAUUUUGUAAACUUCUAAUACGACAAAAAUCCUUUAAAAAAGAAAAAUUCAAGAUACUUCAACACUUUCAUUAUUGUUCUAAUGCACAUUUUUAUCUAAACUAAAGUAAAUCUCACAAAGCGAGUUCUCCCAGGUUAAUUAUGGAGAAAACAAUAAUAGGAAUCAAAAACAAUAGAAUGAUUUCAAGCAGUAGCAGCAUGAUGACAAUUCAGAAUGUAUGUUAUGAAAAUUUCUAUUAAAAUUACUAUAGUUGUAUGUGUCCAAUCCCAGUAAAAUCUGUGUUAAUGUGAAUCUAUGUUUAGAUUGUUGUAUAGCAUUGUAAAAAUAUACAGGUGAAAUUCCUACUUUAUAAUAAAAGAAUAUUUGUCACAAACUAUUAUAUAUAUGGUGUAUAGUUGUGUAAUUAUUGAUAGAUAUUGUAUAUUUUAUAAAAAGAAAAAAAUACGAAUAUCAGCUUAUACAUUACAAACUUAUUGAUUUUAGAAACUGUUACAUACUUUUGUUUGUUCGACGUGAAUAUAUAUAUUUACUGUUAUAAUCAUAUGCAUAUGUAUGUUAAGAAAUGUUCAUUAUAAAAAAUAUUGUUGUUACUCUGCAAAAGAAAAAUAAAGUUCUUUAUAAAGAAAAUCUACAUUAAU